Trichechus manatus latirostris (Florida manatee) is the source of this 1115-nucleotide messenger RNA. It is a transcript of the gene LTB4R2, whose product is annotated as leukotriene B4 receptor 2. Gene Ontology annotation, cellular component: plasma membrane. Bases 1 to 1107 code for a protein of 368 amino acids. Gene Ontology annotation, molecular function: G protein-coupled peptide receptor activity; leukotriene B4 receptor activity. The transcript has a single exon. The record is from RefSeq and is a predicted model, not a curated record. Gene Ontology annotation, biological process: neuropeptide signaling pathway. NCBI's taxonomy places the organism in Eukaryota, Metazoa, Chordata, Mammalia, Sirenia, Trichechidae.
AUGGCACCUUCCAGCCCCCCACAGCGCACAAGAAUGCCCUGCUACAGUUUUCCGGGGAACCAGACGCUGCUGAGCUCAAAGGCCUCGAGAGCCACAGGCACCGCCUUUCUGCUGCUGGCGGCACUGCUGGGGCUGCCGGGCAACGGUUUCGUAGUGUGGAGCUUGGCGGGCUGGCGGCCCGCAGGGGGGCGACCACUGGCGGCCACACUCGUGCUGCACCUGGCGCUGGCUGACGGCGCGGCGCUGCUGCUCACGCCGUUCUUCGUAGCCUUCCUGAUGGGGCAGGUUUGGCCGCUGGGCCUGGCGGGCUGCAAGGCCGUGUACUACGUGUGCUCGAUCAGCAUGUACGCCAGCGUCCUGCUCACCAGCCUGCUCAGUCUGCAGCGCUGCCUCGCGGUCACUCGCCCCUUCCUGGCGCCCCGGCUGCGCAGCCGGGCCCUGGCUCGUCGUCUGCUGCUUGCCGUCUGGGUGGCCGCUCUGCUGCUCUCCAUCCCAGCAGCCGCCUACCGCCAUCUCUGGCCUGAUGACGUGUGCCAGCUGUGCCACCCGACGUCGAAUCACACCGCGGUCCAUCUUGGCCUGGAGACCCUGACCGCCUUCGUGCUUCCCUUCGGGCUGGUGCUCGGCUGCUAUGGCCUGACGCUGGCGCGGCUGCGGGGUGCCCGCUGGGGCGCCAGGCGGCACCGGACACGGGUGGGCCGGCUAGUGAGCGCCAUCGUGCUCGCCUUCGGCUUACUCUGGGCCCCCUACCACGUGGUCAACCUUCUGCAGGCAGUCGCUGCGCUGGCUCCGCCCGAAGGAAGCUUGGCGAGGCUCGGCGGGGCAGGCCAGGCUGUGCGGGCUGGAGCUACAGCCUUGGCCUUCUUCAGCUCCAGCGUCAACCCCGUGCUCUACGUGUUCACCGCCGGGGACCUGUUGCCCCGGGCAGGUCCCCGUUUCCUUACGCGGCUUUUUGAGGGCUCUGGAGAGGCCUUAGGGGGUAGCCGCUCAAGGGAGGGGACCAUGGAGCUCCGAGCUACCCCUCGGCUAAAAGUGGUGGGUCAGGGCCGGAGCAAUGGAGACCCUGGGAGCAGGGUGGAGAGGGACACUCAGGGAUGGGACCUUUGACACCAAAC